Coccinella septempunctata (seven-spotted ladybird) is the source of this 651-nucleotide messenger RNA. RefSeq lists its product as uncharacterized. Lineage: Eukaryota; Metazoa; Arthropoda; Insecta; Coleoptera; Coccinellidae. Bases 1 to 651 code for a protein of 216 amino acids. Gene Ontology annotation, molecular function: nucleic acid binding. Gene Ontology annotation, biological process: DNA integration. The record is from RefSeq and is a predicted model, not a curated record. The transcript is spliced from 3 exons.
AUGAAGGAACGCCUCAGAAGCAAGGUGUGGUGGCCUGGGAUUGAUAGGGAAGCAGAUACAUUUGUUCACACCUGCGACGAGUGUCAGAAGGUUGUAAGUUACUUCAGCAAAUUCAUCGAGUGCAAGGUCAUGAAGAAGACCACAGCUGAAGCUACGACGGCAUUCCUGCAAGAAGUUUUUGCGAGGUUUGGCUAUUGUUAUUCAAUAACAUCCGACAAUGGUCCUCCUUUCAAUUCUGAAGAGUUUUCAAAUUUCUGUAAAGAGUUAGGUAUCAUUCAUUACACCACUCCACCUUAUUGGGCUCAAGCCAAUGGAGAUGUAGAAAGACAAAAUCGCAGUAUUAACAAGAUUAUCAAAAUUGCUAUUCUGAAAGAUAAAAACUACAAGCGGGAGUUGAACAAUUAUCUCCUGAUGUAUCAUUCAACUCCUCAUUCUGUAACUAACAAAAUUCCAACGAUGAGAGAACGGAUCGAAGUUCCAGGUGUUCGAGAACGUGAUGCAUACCAAAAGGCGAUGUCAUCAGAAAGACACAAAUAUGACUCAGUUCCUGACAAAGCAUUUGAAGUUGGAGACGAAGUUUUGGCGAAAAGACCUUUUAGUCAUCUUAAAUCUGAUUCCAAGUUUGAAGGGGAUACAGGAACAGUUACAUGA